UUUUAUAUAUAAUUUCUUUAUUUUAACUAGUUUAAAUAAAAUGGAGGAUUACCCAUUAGAAGUUGAAUAUUGUGGUAUAUGUGGUUUGCCUCCUGAGUAUUGUGAAUUUGGAUCUGAGGCAGAAAAAUGUAAAGAUUGGUUGAAAGAAAAUAUACCAGAUUUGUUUGAUGACUUGAAAGCACGAAUGGAAGGUCUGACUACUGGAGACAGUGAAGAUAAAAAGAAAAGGCAAACAAGAGGUGGAAAAGCAAAUAAAUUAGUUAAAAAAAAAACUUGUGAAAAAAAAGUUAUUUUAAAGCGUGAAACACGCAGUAAGAAAAAAUGUGUCACUAUCAUAAGUGGGCUUGCAACAUUUUCAAUUGACCCCAAAAAAGCAGCUAAAGUGUUUGCCAACAAGUUUUCUUGUGGUUCAUCUGUCACGGGAGAAGAUGAAAUUGUUAUUCAAGGUGAUGUUGCUGAUGAUCUUAUUGAUUUUCUUCAAGAGAAAUGGCCAGAGAUUGAAGAAGAUAAUAUUGAAGAUAAUACUUGAUUGAUUUUUACAUCUGUGAGCUUAAAAUAUACAUAAAUUAAUUUA
Messenger RNA from Hydra vulgaris (swiftwater hydra), 574 nucleotides. RefSeq names its product density-regulated protein. Gene Ontology annotation, biological process: translation reinitiation; formation of translation preinitiation complex. Gene Ontology annotation, molecular function: mRNA binding; translation initiation factor activity. NCBI's taxonomy places the organism in Eukaryota, Metazoa, Cnidaria, Hydrozoa, Anthoathecata, Hydridae. The record is from RefSeq and is a predicted model, not a curated record.